GAAGUCCGGGCGGAGCCUAGCUGCAUGCUCUUCGAGCAGUGACAUUGUGCUUCCCGGAACUCGCGGACGUCCGUGCUGGAAGUGUAGGAAGAAAGUGGGCAGAUUUGAACAUCUCUCUUUUCAAGCUAGUCGGAUCAUCAUGAUGAAGCUUAGACACAAAAACAAAAAACCCAGUAAAGGUUCCAAAGGCUGUAAGAAGCCUGCAAGGCAAAAUGGGAAGAAAGUAACCUCCAGACCAUCAUUUGCUCCACAGUUUGUUCAUGGCAAUGACCAUGCCAGUCGGGAGGCUGAAUUAAAGAAGAAAAGGGUUGAGGAGAUGAGGGAGAAGCAGCAGGUUGCCCGGGAGCAAGAGAAACAAAGACACAGGACCAUUGAGAGCUACUGUCAGGAUGUCCUGAAACGUCAGCAGGAAUUUGAACACAAGGAGGAAGUUUUGCAGGAAUUAAAUAUGUUUCCUCAGUUGGAUGAUGAGGCCACAAGGAAGGCCUAUUACAAGGAAUUCCAUAAGGUGGUUGAGUACUCUGAUGUGAUUCUGGAAGUCCUGGAUGCCAGAGACCCAUUGGGCUGCCGCUGUUACCAGAUGGAAGAGACUGUCCUUCGGGCAGAAGGCAACAAGAAGCUGGUCUUGGUCUUGAAUAAGAUUGACCUGGUUCCCAAGGAGAUUGUGGAAAAGUGGCUGGAUUAUCUUCGUAAUGAGCUGCCAACUGUGGCUUUCAAGGCUAGCACCCAACAUCAGGUCAAAAACUUGACUCGAUGUAAAGUUCCAGUGGACCAGGCCUCUGAGUCGCUGUUGAAAAGCAAAGCCUGCUUUGGAGCUGAAAACCUCAUGAGGGUUCUGGGGAACUAUUGCCGCCUGGGGGAAGUGCGUACCCACAUUCGUGUGGGUGUUGUAGGCCUUCCCAAUGUGGGGAAGAGCAGUCUGAUCAAUAGCCUGAAGCGCAGCCGUGCAUGUAGUGUGGGAGCUGUUCCUGGUGUCACAAAAUUCAUGCAGGAGGUCCACUUAGACAAGUUCAUCAGGCUGCUGGAUGCUCCAGGCAUUGUCCCAGGGCCCAAUUCAGAGGUGGGCACCAUCCUCCGUAAUUGCAUCCAGGUGCAGCAACUGGCAGACCCUGUGACCCCGGUGGAGACCAUUCUUCAGCGCUGCAACCUGGAAGAGAUUUCCAACUAUUAUGGUAUUUCUGGAUUCCAGACCACUGAGCACUUUUUGACUGCAGUGGCCCAUCGCUUGGGAAAGAAGAAAAAGGGAGGUGUAUAUAGUAAAGAGCAGGCUGCCAAAGCAGUGCUGGCCGACUGGGUGAGUGGGAAAAUCAGCUUCUAUACACCACCACCACCUACUCACACUCUGCCUUCCCAUCUCAGUGCUGAGAUUGUUAAGGAGAUGACUGAGGUCUUUGAUAUCGAAGAUACUGAGCAUGCCAAUGAAGAUACCAUGGAAUGCUUGGCCGUGGGAGAAUCCGAUGAGCUGUUGGGAGACACGGACCCACAAGAAAUGGAGGUUAAGUGGCUUCAUUCUCCACUGGUGAAAAUAGCAGAUGCCAUUGAAAAUAAAACCACUGUAUAUAAGAUUGGAAAUCUCACUGGGUAUUGUACCAAUCCAAACCGUCAACAGAUGGGGUGGGCUAAACGAAAUGUGGACCAGCAUUGCCCUCCAAACACCCGUACAGUGGAUGUCAGUUCGGUGGACCGCCGCCCAAUGUUGCAGAGGAUUCUGGAGACAGACCCACUUCAACAAGGCCAGGCUUUGGCAUCUGCCUUGAAGAAUAAGAAAAAAUUGCAGAAACGUACAGAUAAAAUUGCAAGUAAGUUGUCUGAUUCCAUGAUGUCUAUGCUGGACCUCUCUGGCAACCCCGACGACCAUGCUGGUGACUGAUCGGCUGACCUUCCCCUCAUACUGCAAACACUGCUUCCUGUGGGAUAAGAGAAUACAGAUGGCGGUUCUGUUCUCCCUGAUGUAUCUACAUAGUGGACAACACCUCCUGUACAAUGUAUCUUCUGCCACAGUGCCCUCCACUCUCAUCAGUUAUGAGCCUCAAAGUAACUGGAGUUGCCAAACCCCAAUAUCCUUUACUUAAUUCUUUGAAAAAAAAAAAGUCUUUGAAAAUGACUUUUUGCUUGUUUUUGUGGUGCCAGGGAUUGAACCUAAUAGGUCCUCAUACAUGUUAGACAAGCAUUCUAUUACUGAGCUGUAUUAUUAGCAUCAUCAUCAUCCAUUAUUUUCAUCGGAGAAAGAUUCUGCUUACUCAGCUUCCCAGGUACUGGGAUUACAGGCUUUGCCACCACUCCCAGCUCCCACUGUGUUUUACAAGGUAAAUAAAAUAUCAACAGAGUCUUGGCAUGGUGGCAACAUACCUGUAAUCCUGACACUUAGAAGACUGAAGCUAGGAGGACUGUAGGUUAUAGGCCAGCCUGAACUUACCUGGCAAGACCCUUUCAAUAAAACCAACAACCCAGAACAAAUAUGCAGAGUCUAGGCUUUGGUGGCACAUGCCUUUAAUCCUAACACUCUGAGAGGCAGAGGCAGACGGAACUGUGUGAUUUUGAGGACAAUCUGGUCUACAAAUCGAGUCCAGGACAGCCAAGCUAGCUACACAGGGAAUCCCUGUUUUGAUAAAAACAAAACAAAACAAAAAAAAUCAAAACAAAACAAAACAAAAUAACCACACAAACAAGCAGAGGCCAAGUGCUGACAAUGUAGCGUGUACUCUCAAUACCUGUGUCCUCACCUUGUUGGUUAGGCUAAUAAAGGUUGACCUCUUGGACAAGUGAAUGUUCUAAAGGUUAGACUGCUGAGAAACCUGCUUGCGGUAGUAGUGGGUGUUAUGGGUGAUCUUUUUUGUUUUUAUCACCCUACAAGAUUUCAUUGCCAAGGUAAGGCUCUUGCUUAUUCAUUUUCAAAAUCUAUAGGUAGGCCCUCUUCUCAGUAGUGUAGGAGUAGAGAAGGAAAGUGAUGUUUCUCGUCUCUAGAAGUGUCUUGGAAUAGGGUAGAGGGAUGAAGAUUUUAGAUGGGGUAUACCUAUCAUAGUAAGUUGGAAAGGCAUUGGCUGCAAGGUGUUUAGGAAAUGUAGACCAUACCUGUUUUUUUCUGGACAGUUAAGUACUCGUUGAGCACAAACUACCAAACUCAGAAUCAGUUACCUCCUUUAACUUCAGUAUAUCCCUACCAGGCAGGGGUAAGGCUCAUAAAGCUGAUAGAACAUGCUUCUGAUGGCAUUAAAUAGCAGAAUGCUAGAUUUAAAAGUUGAGUGUAAUUAAAAUCUUAUGUUAGCCAUUUGUUUUGUAUUGUAUUGCCUUCUUGAGAGAGGAACACUACUCUGUGGUGUGUUACACUUUUAAAAUACAUUUUCUCUACUCUGGUUUUAAACACUGGUAGCAUUUUAUAAAAACUAGGCUUCCCAAGUCUUUAAGUGGUGUCCAGCUUAAUUCACUGAUCUCAUCUAAGUUUUGGUAGAUAAUUAUUAGAAACAAAAGCAACUAGAUCCUUGAGAACAUAAUCUAGCUAAAGUAAAAUAGAACUAAAACAAUCAUGUAAGGAUAAGAAUUUAGGACUCUGAUCAGGUGGGCAGCUCACACAGGUAUCUCAAUGUUCAGGAUGUUGAAGCAGAAAGCUGCCUGUGAAUCUGAGUCCAGCUUGGGCUGCAGAGUAAGAGGCUCAAAGCAAAACAAAAUAAUGUGGGACUCCAGAUGUACUAACUCUAAAGUAUCUCAAGGUGGGAGUAGGUCAUGGGUAUGCACAAAGGGUCUGCCUGUGUAACCCAUGGUGAUCUUGAACUCUGAGCCUCCUGCUCAGCUUCCCAAGUGCUGGGAUUAUAUGUGUUUACCACCAUGCCUGGCUAUUUCUUACGUCUUAAAAGAAUUUCUUGGAUCUUUAUUCUCCUCUUAAAAAAUAAUUUUUAUACAAUAAAUCUCAUCCUUUAUAAUUUUAAGUUCUGCAAGUUUGAACACCUGUCAACAGGGGUAGCCUGUCACGAUAAUCGAGAUACAGAAAUUUUGUGGCAUUCUCCCCAAGCUUACUGUAUCUCCUUGUAGUAUAAUCCUGUCCCAUCCUCAGAUUCUGCCAAGCACCAGUGUCUUUCUGGUUCCUUAUGAUGAAUGUCAUAAGACACACAGGGGCAUUAAGCUUUUAGGUUUUUACUUUAAAACUUCACAUUUCAGUAAAAUACAGGUGUAUAAACUCUGAUAACUGGAUAAAGAAGAACAAAAGAAUUCCAUUACCCUCCCCUCCAUCAUUUUCUGUUAUUUUAUAGUCAAAAUUAAUUCUCUAUCCCUGACCCAUGGCAAUUCCAGACUUGUGCUUUUACUCUCUGGCUUGUCUUUUGAAAAGAGUUGUAAGUAGAAUUUAACAGUGUGUAACUUUUAAGAUUAACUUGCUAUGAGUUAUAUAUUUGAGAUCUAUAUCAUUGGGUGUAUCAAUAGUUCUGAUUUCUGUCUCAUGUUCCAUUGUAUGGAUAUCUUUCUGCUUACUCAGUCCCAAGUUGGAGGACAUUCUUUACAGUUGAGGAAAUUAUGAAUAAAGCUGCUAUAAAACCUUG
Psammomys obesus (fat sand rat) is the source of this 4529-nucleotide messenger RNA. RefSeq names its product G protein nucleolar 3 like (gene Gnl3l). Bases 140 to 1870 code for a protein of 576 amino acids. Lineage: Eukaryota; Metazoa; Chordata; Mammalia; Rodentia; Muridae. Gene Ontology annotation, cellular component: nucleolus. Gene Ontology annotation, molecular function: GTP binding. The transcript is spliced from 16 exons. The record is from RefSeq and is a predicted model, not a curated record.